Molecule: messenger RNA, 3283 nt
Organism: Tigriopus californicus
Lineage: Eukaryota; Metazoa; Arthropoda; Copepoda; Harpacticoida; Harpacticidae
Exons: 7
Coding region: 341-2989 (882 amino acids)
Source: RefSeq, a predicted model, not a curated record
CUUUUAGCAUACUCUACGAUGAAAAGUCUUUCUUUUCCUGUAACCAAACGAAAAAGUCGGCAUUUCCGCACCGGUGCCGUGUACAAUAUAGCGAAAACUUAAAUCUUAUCGAAAUCGGAUUACUUCUUAAUCUGAUUUGUUUUCUCGGUGUAAAGUUGGAGGAUCUUAAAACGAGCUUGGUUCUCACAUAAAUAUAUUCGUUCAAAGUUCUAUUCUAGUUUUCAUUUUCAGAUCGAUCUCUGAAUUGGCAGGUUCCUCCCAUUUCAAACACAAGGCCUGGUUGUUUUGAUCCUUGGGGGUCUUCUACUUCUCAUUCGCCCUCCCACUGACCCUUAUCAAGAUGUCGUCGGAACACGAAAUGUGUCCCAAUUGUAAACGGGACAUUCCGUUGUCCGUGUACACCACCCACACGGCUCAUUGCGCCCGAAAUUUUGUCGUGUGCAAAGAUUGCGGCGAGACCAUAGAGCGAUUCGACAUGGUGGAGCACAAGCGCAAUGCUCAUGCCAUCAUGGUGUGCGAUCAAUGCGGGGUCAAGGUGGAGGCCCGCAAGCUCAACGACCAUCGGAGUUUCCUUUGUCCAAAGUUGUUAUUGGUAUGCAAAUACUGCGACCUCGACGUUCCGGCCUCCAAUUUGUCUGAGCAUGAAUGUCACUGUGGGGCUAAAGAUGAAAGAUGCCCACACUGCGAGGCCUGGAUUCCACUACGCGAUCUGGACAAGCACAUGAGCCAGUUUCAUGGUCUCUACAACGCCAGAAGCCAGAGUCGACCGCGUCGCGAAGGCUCCUUGGCCCCACGACCUUCGUCCUCGCAAACGCGAGUAGGACCAGAUUGGUCCACCGAGCACAGCACCGACACCUCUGCUAUGCUUCCUUGUGAAUUUUGCGAGGGUCUGGUACCAAUUCAUAAAUUGCUUGAACAUCAGGCGGAGUGUGUCAAUCCUAGUAAUGUUCGGGGCAGCUCCACCCUGCUUUCCUCUCCGUCGACCUCUUCAUUUGCAAGCGGUCUCUCACGUUCCCAAUCUAUGGUAUCCAAUGAUUGGCUUCAAAUCCCAAACAAAAUCAAGAUCCAUCGCCAAUCCUCUGCUGUGGAACCCACUCAUGAGAGAGCUUCACGAAGGUCCUCCCGAGUCACUCGACAGGAUAAUGAUGAUGAACCCUUCCAAAUGCCCUGCCACAUUUGCAAUCAAAUGAUCCCCACCGAAAGAAUUGAGAGACAUCAAAUGACAUGCGUGAAAAUGCCUGACUCUGGCCACGCCAUCCGGGCCGCCAGCAUCACCAGGACCAUGAGUGCUCGAGAAGCUCGUGCCACCACAGAAGACAGGACCAUGCGGAGCGUUUAUCGGCAAAGUUCCUUCAAUGACCACUCUUCAUUUCGAAGAGCCGAGAGCCUCUCUCGACAACCCUCGAUGUCCCGGCCUAGCCGUUAUACUAGUCUCUAUGGGACUACCUACAGCCACGACUAUGUGUCCGCUUCCCGUCGAACGACCAUGUACAAUGGAUAUUCGGGCUUUGCCAUGUAUAAUAGCAUCUCCCAAGGAUUAGAUGAAAUCUCCUAUGGGGGAAGAUUAUCGAGAAGAAACAGCAUAUCUGAUUCUCGACGAACAUCGACCGUAACUUCACCCACGUCCAAUGCCGACUAUACUCUGCCCACUCUCUUGGCCACUUAUGAGGCCACAAAGUCAUCUUCGGCAACAUCAGGUGGAGGUGUGGGAGGAGGAGGAGGAGGUGUUCGAGGCUCUUCCCUUUCUCGGCAAAAUUCCGUUCGUGUCGAUGCCCAUAAAUCAUACCAGGAGAGGCUUGGAAGGGACCUCAAUAGAUCGGAAUCAAUAAUUUCAAAAGAAGGCAAGGAUGUGCCCAAAUCGAGGCAAGACUCCUGCCGUCGAAAGGAGCGAGCUCCAAGAGAUCGCGAAGAGAAGCCCACGUCUGGCGGUAGCAUCAAACGAAGGGUCUCCUUCAACGAUAAAGAAUCCAAAUCAGGCCUCGCCAUCCACCAGGAUGAACAAGGGGGAACCAAUGUGCCGAAUAAGCCUCGAAGACGAAAGGAUCCGUUAAAGGAGCGGAAAUCCGGCAAGUCCAAGAAAAGAGACAAGUCCCACGAUGUGGUGAUUCAAUUUGACGAGAAACGCAAAUCUCAACCGGUGGGUGAUGAGCUCUUUGUCAAAGUGAGCACGAAGUUGAAAGAAGUCGAGAGAGAGCGAAAUCUUCAGGAUGAACGAGAAAAACUUAUGUCCGGUGGUAGCGAAAGCGAGUCAGUCGCAUCCAUGACGUCGUCCUGUCAAAGCAAAAAUGAAGAGAAUAAGAAACAGGGCAAAAAGCUCAAUAACGCCUCGGAGCAUGCCGCACAAGGCAAAGUGUCGAGCACAGACGAGAAUGACCUAAAACUGUCGACAAGCAACGUGCAAAUGGUCGAGACUUUGUCAUCUGGAGGUCAUCACAAUUAUCAUGGCAAAGAAAAGGUGAACGUCUCGUCCUCAUCCUCUUUGGCCUUGUCCAUGUAUGAAUCGGGCUACAGCACAGCAGCAUCGAUGGCAUCGGUACCCUCUCAUGAGGAUCCCAAGGGCAACAGCUACGGCAAGCUAUAUUCCACCAACAGCUUCGACCAAGAUCGAGCUUUCGCCGAGAGCUCGGCUGGCUCGUCCAAGGCCACGACCUCUUCCGAGGCCAGUCCUCAACAGAAACCUAGGCAAAGCCGCAAUACCCAACACAAUAACCCGACCUCGAAGAACGAGGUUGCGGGAGAUGAGCCCGAUCAACUUCGUCGUUUUCCUGAAGUGUCCACAGAGUCCAAGUCUAGCUCGAAGCGCAACUCUUUGGAUGGGAAAACGGUGCAAAAUCUGGCCCAAGAUUUGGCUGCAGAGUGUGCCAAGGCCUAUGCACUUAUGGAAAGCAGCUUGUCGAAGUUGUCCACUGAAUUUGCAGUCGGACCUUUUGGCAUCACUCCAAGGCAAAAGAAGCAGAGGAAAUCCCAAACCACUUCCACUCAAAAUUGAAGAGGAUCAUCAGACCUGGCUGGCGCUGGAAACGAAAUUGCCACCACUUCUUAAAAUUCAUUCUUGAUGAUGAGCAAAGCAUCAUCGACACAUCUUCAUCCACUGCCAAACUCGUGGAGAUCAGCAAUUGUAGUAAUCUUUUUUUUUAUUGUUAUUCAUGUUCAUUUUGUUAUUCUUAUUAUUGGUAGAUGUUGUUGAUAGAGACACUUCAGAUGGUGAUAAUGAAUGUAUUGUAUGACAAUGUUUCGAGUUGGAGAGGUAAAUUUGAAAUUUGAGAAGAAAAACGGAUCAAGA